Messenger RNA from Phacochoerus africanus (Common warthog), 3166 nucleotides. RefSeq names its product kinesin family member C2 (gene KIFC2). The transcript has 18 exons. Lineage: Eukaryota; Metazoa; Chordata; Mammalia; Artiodactyla; Suidae. The coding region runs from base 60 to 2459 and encodes 799 amino acids. The record is from RefSeq and is a predicted model, not a curated record. Gene Ontology annotation, molecular function: ATP binding; microtubule binding; microtubule motor activity. Gene Ontology annotation, biological process: microtubule-based movement.
GUCGGGGCGCGGGGACGCGGGGCGGCGAGAAGCGGGGCCCUCUGCCGCCCCGCGCUCCCAUGUACGCCUUCUACUCGCUGCUCAUCUACAUCUUCUACAGCCUAUUCCGCAGGGAUGGCGGGGCGGCGGCGUCCGCCGAUCCUGGGAACCCCGCCGGCGACCCCCGUCCUCCUGGGAACGGUUCUGCAGGCCUGCGCAGCAGUGUCCGCUGCAAGGCCGGGGGUCGCCGCCGCCCCGACCAGCCCACCGCAGAACUGUGGACCGAGCUGACCGGCCUGGUCGGCUGCUCGGAGUCUGAGGGUGGCCCGGGAGGGGCAGCCGAAGGCGCUCCCGCCGAGGUCUCCCUGGAAGAGGCUCUCGUGCGCCUUGCUGAGUUCCUCUCAGUCCAGCUGGGGGCGGAAGAGAGCUUGGGGAAUUCUCCAGACCUGAGCAAGCCGGCUGAUGUUCCCCCACUGCUGACGGUGACUGGUCAGCUCUUGGCCCUCCUGGCAUGGAUUCGGAGCCCCAGGGGAAGGCAGGCCCUGCACCAGGGGACUCAGCCAGCCUCAGGGGUGCAGCCCCCUGUUCAGGCUGGAUCCCCGUCCCAAGAGGAAAGCCCUUCCCAUUCCCCGAGGGUUGAGGACCAGGGGCAGCAGCCUCCGAGGUUGGAGGAAGACCAGAGGGCUUGGCAGCGGCUGGAACAGCUCAUCCUGGGACAGCUGGAAGAGCUGAAGCAUCAGCUGGAACUGCAGGGGCAGGAGCUGGGUCAGCUGCGCCUGGGAGUGGGGGCGACGGACUCAGAGAAGAGGGUUCAGCAUCUAACUUUGGAGAAUAGCGCCCUGAAGCAGAGCCUGAGCCUUACUCGGGACCUCCUGCUGCGCUGGGGCCCAGGCCCCCCGAGCAGGGCCCCCCAGGAGGAGGCAGGAGCACUGGUGGAGCUCCAGGACCAGCUUCAAGAGGCCCAGGACACCACAGAAGCCCUCCGAGUCCAGCUGGGGGUGCAGGAGGUGCAGCUGCAGGGCCUUCGGGGGGCCCUCCGGCAGCUCCAGCAGGACACUGAGCAGAACUGCAGACGGGAACUGCAGCAGAUGCGUGGGCAGCUGGCAGGACUUCGUGCCUGCAUGGCCAGCCUGCGUCAGGGCUGUGGGGACCUCCGGGGCCUGGUCAGCACCUUUACCCAGAGCUGCCAGGGUUCGCUGAGUGAAGCCCGGGGCCAGGUAUCCUGGGCCCUGGGGGCACUGUCAGCGGGAGGGGCUGGGACUCAGCUCCUCGAGGCACAGCAGGGUCCCCCAACUGGAUGCCCAGGGCGAAUGCUGGAGCUCAAGGGAAACAUCCGUGUGCUGUGUCGGCUGAGGCCAGGGACACCCUCCAGCCUGGUGAGCUUGGAGCCCGGCCCGGGUGGCAGUGUCACCACCUGCUAUCGAGGGCACCGGCGUCGCUUCCGCCUGGACUGGGUCUUCCCUCCACAUGCCAGCCAGGAGGAGGUCUUCAGGGAGCUGGAGUCGGCAGUGCUGUCCUGCCUCGGAGGCUACAGUGUCUGCAUCUUCACCUACGGUCAGACAGGGACGGGGAAGACCUACAGCAUGGAGGGCCCACCUGAGGACCCUGGCAUAGCUCCCCGGGCGCUGCAGUCACUGUUCCGGGAGAUGGGGACAGGGGGACAGCACCGCGUCACCCUCAGCAUGGUGGAGAUCUACAACGAGGCUGUCAGGGACCUCCUAGCCCCAGGGCCUCCCCAGCGCCUGGCAGUGAGGCAGGGCCCAGCCGGCCAGGGGGGAAUCCAGGUGGCAGGCCUCACCCACUGGGACGUGCCCAACCUGGAGGCGCUACACCAGAUGCUGAGCCUGGGUAGGAGCAACCGCGCCACCGCCGCCACCACCAUGAACCAGCACAGCUCUCGUUCGCACGCCCUGGUCACGCUGACGCUGCGCGCGGCGCCCCCACGGCGCGGCCCGGCCACCGCAGGCACGCUGCACCUGGUGGACCUGGCGGGCUCCGAGCGUGCCUGGAAGGCGGGGGCGGCAGCCGGCACGCCGCGGGAGGACCGGGACAGCGCCCAGCGUCUGCGCGAGGCUCGGACCAUCAACCGCUCGCUGCUGGCGCUGGGGGGCGUGAUGGCCGCGCUGCGGGCCCGCCGGCCGCACGUGCCCUUCCGCGACUCGCAGCUCACGCGCCUGCUGCAGCCGGCGCUGGGCCCCGGCACCACCGCGGUGCUGCUGCUGCAGAUCUCCACGCGGCCCGAGGACCUCGGCGAGACCGUGUGCUCCCUCAAGUUCGCCGAGCGAGUGGGCCAGGUGGAGCUGGGUCCGGCCAGGCCCCGCAGGGCCCCGCGCUCCGGGACGCCCUCGUCGCUGAGCACGGACACACCCCUCACUGGGACCCCCUGCACCCCGACGCCGUCCCCUGGCAGCCCCCCAAGCCCUGGCCGGGACAGCGGCUCCAGCUCGGCCCUGCCCCCGCCGGAGGACCUGGCUUCGUAGUCCUGCCGGAGGAGCCCGGGCAGCGUCUCUGCCGGCAGAGGCGUCCAAGUCCCUGCUCCCCUCGCGACCUCUUGGACCUCUGGGGCCCCGGCGUCCCCCAGACUCCCGGAGCCCACCCCCUCCUCCCCGCCCCCAGGAGCGUUCCGCCCGGACCACCUCCCCUCGGCCCGGGCCCUUAGCUCCUUAUCACCAUCUGCUGUUAUCGCGGUGCACAGCAGGGGAUCCCAGAGCAGGGGCGGCAGAUCCUGGCCAAGUGGUCACCAGAAAGUCACUCCCCGGCCACCAAAUAUCAGACUUGCAUUAAAACGUUGUCUUCCUUUACUGUUCUCUCCCCCCACCCCCACCCCCACCCCCGCCCCCAAGGGGGCAGGGCCUCUAUACCCUAUUCCCCUUGCCCCCUAAGGUGCUACCUCCUUCCCAGGCAGUUGAGGAGAACAGGGUCUAAAGGCCGAAGCCACCAUUAGUUUUCCCUCCCCCAUCCCGGAGCCAGGGAGGGGAGGUGACAGGCGGUGAUGGAUGGAUGGAAGGACAGAUGGACAGAGGGCCGGAGGAGGUGAGACCAGGAAGGGCUACUCCCAGCAGGGCCCUGCUCCUUCCAGCCUUGCCUCUGGGGGUAGGAGACGCAUCAGUGGCCAUCGGGGCCAGGGGGGUGCCCCCCUGGGCCACAACUCUCCUGGGCCAUCCAAUAAACACGUGGACCCUCAGCA